GUAAGCAUGAAGAAACAUGUAGUAGUUAAUGUUAAAGCAAAAGCACGGGAAGUCUUCAAUAGGCGUAAAGAGAGGAGGUUAGAAGUGUUGAAGGGGGAACGAGAACACAUAGAAAGAGGACAACAAAUCAGGAGGGAGAAGGAGGAAAGACGGCUGGAGAUGGAAAGAAAACAGGAGAGGGCAAGACAACAAGAGGAGCAGGAUAAAAAACGAGAGAUUGAAAUUGCUAGACAGAAAGAAAUGUUCAGAAUUAGAGAGGAGGAGAGGCAGAGAGAGGAAGAGAGAGAGGAGCAGAGAAAGAGAGCCAUUGAAGGCCAUUUAUCUUUAAUCAGAGAGAGAGAGAAGAUUUUAGAGGUAAAGAAAAAAGAGGAGAUGUCGGAAGAGGAAAGAAGGGAGAUGCUUGAGAACAAGAGGGGUGACUUAGAGGGCACUGAAGAGGAGGAGGAGAAGGAAGAUGACAAGGAGGACAUUCUCCCACCUGAUAAAAGUAUCCGAAGGAGAGCCGUGGGCUGGAUAAACAAGAAGUGGGAGAAGAGGAACCUCAAAAAGAUAGAGAGAACCUGUCAGAGAGAAGCUGAGGAGGGCGAUAAGAUCGUCCACAUAGUCAUCCCUGGACCCAUAAGGCUAACCAUGACCCGGGCAGAGAGAGAGAGGGAGAAGAGGAAGGAGCUGCUGGAGGCUGAGGAGAGAAGGAAGAAGUUGGAGGACUUCAAUAAGCAGUGGAGAGUGCAGUCGCUGCUUAAAAAACACACUCAUCAACAACUGAAGGAGGAGAGGGAGAAGAUGAAGGAAAAGUACCUGGAGCAGAUUAAUCUGGAGGCUGAUGAGCAAAUCCAGAAGUUCAGCACCCAGUACAUCACCCGGUGUCCAACCACCCAACACAGCCACGACUACAACCAAGGUCAGGAAUUGCCGGGGUGGGCGACAGGCCAACAAGUAAGCCAAGAGCCUGUUGCAUAUGGAGAUGGCCAGCAGGAGGGGCCAAGGAGGCAACAGGCAUGGGCAGAGAACCAGGAGGGGAGUUCAGAGAACCAGCAGGAGGGGCCAGAGAACCAACAGGAGGCGCCAGACAGCCAGCAGCGAGAAGCUCCAGAAGAGGUUGAAACAUCAGAGCCAACCUCCAAGAACAAGAAAAAGCCAAGCAUCUGGAAGAAAAUUAGGAUGGGCCUUCCUGAUGUGCUGUCUGCCUAGAGCUGGAACUCGAUGAAGCCACAGUUCCACU
This is a messenger RNA of Oncorhynchus masou masou (cherry salmon), 1222 nucleotides long. RefSeq names its product trichohyalin-like. The transcript is spliced from 3 exons. The coding region runs from base 7 to 1191 and encodes 394 amino acids. The record is from RefSeq and is a predicted model, not a curated record. NCBI's taxonomy places the organism in Eukaryota, Metazoa, Chordata, Actinopteri, Salmoniformes, Salmonidae.